Messenger RNA from Copidosoma floridanum, 222 nucleotides. RefSeq names its product Octopamine receptor in mushroom bodies (gene Oamb). The record is from RefSeq and is a predicted model, not a curated record. Gene Ontology annotation, molecular function: G protein-coupled receptor activity. Lineage: Eukaryota; Metazoa; Arthropoda; Insecta; Hymenoptera; Encyrtidae. Gene Ontology annotation, cellular component: plasma membrane. Gene Ontology annotation, biological process: G protein-coupled receptor signaling pathway.
GCGAGCGAAAAUGCUGGUCGCCGUCGUCUGGGUGCUUAGCUUCAUUAUUUGCUUCCCACCACUGGUCGGAUGGAAAGAUCGAGAGGACGACGAGCUGUGGCUGAACGUGACGCUGACCGAGGACGAGCUGUACAACCUAACGACGAGCGCCCCGGUGAUACCCGUCAAGCCCUGCCGCUGGAUUUGCGAGCUCACCAACGACGCGGGCUACGUUGUCUACAG